This is a messenger RNA of Parasteatoda tepidariorum (common house spider), 5988 nucleotides long. RefSeq names its product insulin-like peptide receptor. Gene Ontology annotation, cellular component: plasma membrane; axon; insulin receptor complex. Gene Ontology annotation, biological process: multicellular organism development; cell surface receptor protein tyrosine kinase signaling pathway; positive regulation of kinase activity. Gene Ontology annotation, molecular function: ATP binding; insulin receptor substrate binding; insulin receptor activity. Lineage: Eukaryota; Metazoa; Arthropoda; Arachnida; Araneae; Theridiidae. The record is from RefSeq and is a predicted model, not a curated record.
AAAUUUCCUCAGAAGGGAUUUUGCCGCCUUUGUGGUACUUUUGAUGAUUUUUCUAUCAGUACGUCGCGCCAAUUUGUAAUAACAAAACUGGUUUGUGAUUGUGUGCGUUGGGCAGUGACCUGCUUUCAGAUCAUCACGGAAUCGAUAAAAGUGGCUCUCGUAUAAUUCAUUAAAAUAUUUUGUUCGUGUGCAUAUCAUUUUUACGACGUAGAUCUCGAUCUUGAAAACGACUUAAAUGUUUUUCCUUCCAUUCCUAAUAUUCAUCACGCGCGGUCACCAGUAAAAAUUCUACGGCAGUGAUCGUCUGGUGUUUGUUUUUCGUUCGAUCUAAGGAUGAGCCUGGAGGAAGUGCGAAGUUGAAAAAGAUCUGUCAAUUCAGAUUGUUGUGACUUCUUGAUUCUGUGUGUGUGUAUUUACGUCAAGGCAAGUGUUGAUAUGGAUAAAUUGAAAACUGCGUAUAUUGUUGUGUACUACUGUUUUUUGUUUUUGUGAGUGCAAUCAUUCCACUGAUCAUUUCGUUCUUAUUUACUCCUCUUUAUAAGGGAGAGGCGGCGAUGGGGCGUCGCUCCAUGCCGCCUCUCUUGCAUCUGGUACUUCUGUUAGUGUUCUUGCUGUCCACGGGAGAAGCGCAGAGACCAGAUCGUUAUGAAAAAGUAUGCAGAAGUAUCGAUAUCCGGAACAAAGUUGAGAACUUCAAGAAGCUUGAGAACUGCACUGUCAUCGAGGGAUCUCUACAGAUUCUACUCAUCGACCACGGAAAAGCACAGGACUAUGAUUAUCUUUCUUUUCCGAACUUGGUGGAGAUAACCGACUAUCUGCUUGUCUACAGAGCUUUUGGUCUGAACUCUCUCGGUAAACUCUUCCCGAAUUUAGCUGUGAUAAGAGGCAACGAGCUCUUCCAUAACUACGCGCUGGUCGUGUUCGAGCUGUAUCAGCUCCAGGAAAUUGGGCUCAGUAAUCUCACAGACAUUCUAAGAGGUUCUGUGAGAAUCGAGAAAAAUCCAGGACUUUGUUAUGUGGAAACAAUUGAGUGGGAUCUGAUUGCCAAGGAGGGUAAAGGUGGUCAUUUCAUCAAGGGAAAUAAAAAGUCUGCAGAUUGUCCCAAUACUUGUCCUGGACCACCCACUGUUUGUCCAAAAUCAACCGAGAAACCUACUUACUUGUGCUGGAAUUCUCAAAAGUGCCAGAAAAUCUCACCCUGCAUCAAAAAAGAAUGUGAUCUGCAAAAUUCAUCGUGUUACAAUUCAACUCAUUGCUGUCAUCCUGAAUGUCUUGGCGGUUGCACAGGCCCUCUAUCAUCUGACUGCACUGUUUGCAGGCAUGUUGUAUGGGAAGGAAAAUGUAUGAAAAAAUGUCCACCAAACACUUAUGAGUUUAUGAAUCGAAGGUGUGUUAGAGAAGAUGAGUGUCGAAAUUUUUCAAUAUCUCACAAGCAUUCUUCUGGGGGAGAAUAUCCUAAAGUUCCUGAUGUAUAUUAUAAACCAUUUCAAUCACAAUGCACAACAGAAUGUCCUUCUGGCUACAUAGUCGACGAUAACAAUCCUCACGUUUGCAAAAAAUGUAGAGCCAAAUGUCCCAAGGUAUGUGCUCCAAUGACUGUGGAUCAUGUUGGAGCAGCGCAAAAUUACAAAGGAUGUACUCGGAUAAAUGGUUCUCUAGAGAUUCACAUUCAGGGCGGAUCCAAUGUCAUCAAAGAGCUAGAAGAAAAUUUGAAUAUGGUUGAGCAGAUUGAUGGAUAUUUAAAAAUAGCACGUUCAUUUCCUUUGGUUUCAUUGAAUUUUUUGAAGUCUCUUACUGUUAUUAAAGGUGACACAUUAGAUAAAAAAGACUACUCUCUGUUAGUAUUGGACAAUCAAAAUUUGCAAGAGCUCUGGGAUUGGAAAUUACGCACCAAUAAACUGAAAAUUUUAAAUGGCAAAAUAUUUUUCCACUUCAAUUCUAAACUGUGUCCAAGUAAAAUCCAAGAAUUAAAAACCUAUGCUGAAGUAGCUGAUUGGGAUGAAAGAGAUGUAUCACCAAGCUCCAAUGGUGACAGGGUUGCAUGCGAUGUAACUAAUAUGAAUGUAACAGUAAGAAAUGCUUCACCUUCUAUUGUAACUGUAAAAUGGGAUAGUUUUGGAAAAAAUCUUAUUGAUGAUCGGUCACUUUUAGGAUAUGUGAUAUAUUACCGAGAAACACUGUUCCGGAAUAUUUCAAUAUUUGAAGGGCGAGAUGCAUGCGGAACUGAUGCGUGGACUGUCAGAGAUGUAGAAUAUGUAGAAAAUACGAACAAUUUCAUAAUUCAUAACAUUACCGGUCUUAAACCUUUCACCCAAUAUGCACUUUAUAUUCGCACUUACACCACUGCAUCUGGAAGACAAGGUGCCCAAAGCUCCAUCGUGUAUUUCAAAACUUUAUCUAACACUCCUUCACCUCCAGUUAAUAUUAAAGCUAGAUCCACAGUACAUAAUGAAAUAGUGGUAUCUUGGAAGCCCCCCAAGAAUCCGAAUGGAAAUGUUACUUAUUACAUUGUUGAAGGGUUGUAUGAAGAAGAUACCUCCUAUUUUAUGUAUCAAAGAAGAAACUAUUGUUUAGAGCCUAUAGCCUACCCAGAUUACAGAAAAAGUAUUUAUGAUGAUGAAUCAACGCAAAUAGGUUAUUUUGAAAAUGUAACAUCAUCUUCUGAGUCCACAGAGAACGAAUGCUGUUCUUGUUCAAAGGAUCAACAUAGAUUAGGAGAUGAUGACGAAGAAGCAGAAUCGCAAAUUCAUUUUGAAGACUUUCUACAAAAUAAAGUAUACAUAAGAAAUCCUAAUAGUUAUAAAGUCAAAAGACAUAUAAUGGAAUUUUUAAGCGAUGGUCCUGAAUCAAGUUUUAGCAGCACUUCUCCUGCCUCACAAUCUGGAGAUGAGGUGACUCAGUAUAAAAAUGGAAAUCUUCUGCACUUCAAAGAAGUAGUGCGCCAUAAUCCCUUCUUGGUUGUUACCAACUUGAAACAUUUCACUGAAUACACUAUUGAGGUUCGUGCCUGUCAGGAUAAAUCUGAAAAAAAUAUUGAACCAUGCAGUAUCAAAGCAAUUACAAGUGUAAGAACUUUGCAUUUAGCUGGUGCUGAUGAUAUUAGAAGUAGCAGUGUGCACAUCCUUACAGAAAAUGUAACAGCCUACUCUUCUUUUAUUCGCUGGGAAGAUCCUAAAGAUUCCAAUGGUGUUAUAGUAGCUUUUACAAUAGAGUACAAAAAAGUUAACGGGGAAAAUCACAAAGCUAAAAGAAUUUGUGUGACAAAAGAUCAAUUUCAUCAACAUGGAGGUUAUUUUCUUUCUGAACUACCCCCUGGUAAUUAUUCUCUUCGAAUUAGAGCAACAUCUAUGGCAGGCCAUGGAAAUUGGACAAGUCUUGUUUACUUUCAUAUAGUUGCUGCUUCUGAAAGCUCAGCUACUGAAACCAUUCUUGUUGUGGGCAUAAUAUUGUUUCUUUGUAUUGCGAUUGGAACUAUUUAUGGUGUUUACAGAUUCAAAGUGAAGCAAAGAAUUCCGGAUUAUGUUGAUUAUGCAUCAGUUAAUCCAGAAUAUAUGAGUUCUAAUUUAGUGUAUGUUGCGGAUGAAUGGGAAAUAGCUAGAGACAAAGUCAAACUUUUGGAUGAACUUGGCCAAGGAUCAUUUGGAAUGGUAUACAAAGGAGAAGUCCGUGAUAUGGGAGGAAAAGCUUUCCAACCUUGUGCUGCAAAGACAGUGAAUGAAUCUGCAUCUUUGCGAGAAAGAAUAGAAUUUUUGCAAGAAGCUUCUGUUAUGAAAGCAUUUAACUGUCAUCACGUCAUUAAACUGAUGGGUGUUGUAUCCAAAGGACAACCAACAUUGGUAAUCAUGGAGCUCAUGACUAAUGGAGAUUUGAAAACAUUUUUACGUUCUCGACGCCCAGAUGAGAACCCUGGACAAGUUGCACCUGCCAUGCCAGAAAUUUGCAAAAUGGCUGCUGAAAUAGCUGAUGGCAUGGCAUAUUUAGCUGCCAAGAAAUUCGUUCACAGAGAUCUUGCAGCUCGUAAUUGUAUGGUGUCUACGGACUUGACUGUGAAAAUAGGAGAUUUCGGAAUGACCCGAGAUGUUUACGAAACUGAUUAUUAUCGUAAAGGAGGAAAGGGUCUUUUACCUGUUCGUUGGAUGUCGCCAGAAUCCCUGAAAGAUGGUAUUUUCGACAGUCAAACAGAUGUCUGGUCAUAUGGAGUUGUUCUUUGGGAAAUGGCAACUUUAGCCUCUCAACCAUAUCAAGGUUUAUCAAAUGAAGACGUUUUGAAGUUUGUUAUUGCAGGAAAUACUAUGGAUAGACCAGAAGAUUGUCCUGAUUUAUUAUUCGAAGUGAUGACAAUGUGUUGGAAUAAAAACCCUAAAGCCAGACCAACAUUUUUGGAACUAGUCGAAAUGUUUUUACCUCACGUGGAAAACAUAGUGCAAGAUGUUUUUCAUUACUUUAUGUACAAAGCUAAAACUGAAAAUGAUGAUUCAGUGACUCCAAAUACUCCUCUACGCUCAUCAAUGCGUGAAGAGGAGUCAAAUGACCACGAUUAUAGAUAUUUUCCAAGUGCAACAAUGCUUCCAGAAGAAGAUGAGGCAGAAGAAAUCGUAAACGGGGGUGAGCUUGUCGAAGCUACUAUUUCUUCUGUCGACGAACUUCGGACAGUUCACGUCAAUUCUAAUGAUGGAAGCAAAGGAGUUUCUGUCAAUUAUUCAGAUGGAAGCAAAGGAAGUAAAAUUAGUACUCUAUCAAAUGGUAGUAUAGCAAAUGGACACGCUUACUGUGCCAAAAGUAACUGAUAGUACGGACAUUUUGGUGUUUCUUUUCCUCUUGUUUUGAACUUCCGCAAUAAUUUAUUUAUCAACAUGGCAUUUUUCUCCACGGACUUUCUCAUUGAAGGAUGUUACCAUAUUGUAAUAUAAAUUCAUGCGUCUGCUACGUUUCCAGGGGUUCUUCUUCUUUUAAGGUUGUGAAUGUUGAAGCACCGAAGAUCAGAAAUUUUUUAAGUAAUAAUAUUUCUUGCUUGUAAUGUUUUAAGUAUUGUUUAAAUUUUAAAAAUGUAUGUUUGUUAGUGUUAUCUUGAUGGCUUUAAAGAAAAUUAAGAUGUAAUAUUAAAAAAAAAAAGGCUACAGUAAUGAUGAUUAUUAAAAUUUCUUAAUUUUUUGUCUUUUAAAUUCUAAUUAAAGAAUUAUAGUAAUCAACUAUUUCACAGAUUUUUCUUUACAAUAGUCUGAAAUUAAAAAAGAAACUGUUCUAAAUGCCAAUUACUCUCUCAGAUUUAUUUUAAAUGACUGAAUGGGAUAUCAAAAAAGAAAAUUGUUUUGUUCAUUUUGUUGAAUUAUAAUUGGUAUGAAACAUCUGAAUAUUUAUCAAAACUUCGUAAAGCACCAUACAAAGAAAACUAAAAGCUAUGUACUUCAAGAAGAACGAAUCAUCCCUCAUCAGGUAGUUAUCAGUUUUAAAUUUUUCGUGUAUGGUGUUUUAUUAAAGUUUUAAAAAAUGCUCAUUGUAGUUCAAAAUAAUUCUUUUUCAACCUAAUCAAAUUUCACAUUUAAAAUUAAUAAAAUGCUACACUGAGAAAUUUUCUAAUUAAUUGCUGUUAAUGCUUCUGUUUACUUUUGUUUGUUAGACAAGUGAGUUAAUAUAAAAACUGCUUUUAUUUUCCUUCUGAUGAAACAGCCUAUCAUAUAUAUAGCCAUCUUUUCUCUGACCUCAAUUAUAUAUUUGAACAAAUCUCAGUGCACCUUCUUCCAAAGCAACUGCAGUGAUAUUUUUAUAACUGUUUGCUUUUUAUUUGCUACAAUGUAGUUGAUCAUUAAUCUCAUGCAAUUUAAACAUUUCAUAAUAAGUGUUCUUGUCGUAUUCAUUUUUUUUUUUUUAAUAUUGUUGGUUUAUUGUAAAAUUGUAUGUCCCAAAUGUAACCUGUAAAGCAUGUUUUCAUAGAGUAAUUUAUUGUUCAUGAUUUAUUAUAUUUUUUUUAAUAAAAAUGUUACAUUGUUU